Molecule: messenger RNA, 3219 nt
Organism: Misgurnus anguillicaudatus (oriental weatherfish)
Lineage: Eukaryota; Metazoa; Chordata; Actinopteri; Cypriniformes; Cobitidae
Source: RefSeq, a predicted model, not a curated record
AACGCAGCAGAAGUGGAUGUACUGCGCAAGCGCAUUGCAUCCCUUACGAUGCGAGGGAUGCUUGGCCACCGCCUUCCAUCCAGCCGCGCUGCAACCGCUUCGCUUUCCUCCCAGUCCUCCCACCCCUCAGCAUCCCGACCGCGUUACCCACCCCACAGUCUCCGAUGCUGCAUGAAGGAUUUCCCCCUCUCCCCGCGGGACACGCGACGAUAUUCAACACGCAUCGCGCUUACAAAAAUGGACUGCGACGCUCGUUGUAAAUUAAAGCGCUGAUAACAUUUUAUUCAGUCUUCAAAUAUGAAUCAUGCGUCUGAUAUUCCAUCUGUGUCUGCUUGCUAGCAUAUUUAUUUCCUUGCUGUCUUCUGUUGCCUCAACGGUUUCCGGCUCCUUGCAGUAUGGAGAACUCAGGGAUCGGCCCGUGCCUGCCACACCGCGAGCCACAGCAGCGGCGCCGCCGGGCAACACCACGAGAGGAAAAACGCGAGCGCGCGACAUUACCAUCACUUAUCCCUCGCGGCUCAUAUAUUACCUGAAUGAAGACUCGGAGAGCGCGUAUCAUGACCUGGACACUCGCGCGCGGAAUCAGGCCGGUGAUGGACAGGAUGUCCACCUGGCCCAAGCAAGUUUCCAGCUGGAAGCCUUUGGCUCCACAUUUACACUGGACCUUACUCUGAACAAUGAUCUGUUAUCUUCGGACUAUAUGGAGAUCCACUAUGAGAAAGAUAAGCCAGUUCUCUCCAGGGGCGGUGAACACUGCUAUUACCACGGCCAGGUGAGAGGACAACAGGACUCCCGCGUGGCUCUGUCCACCUGCAACGGGCUGCACGGGAUGUUUGAUGAUGGUAAAUUCGUCUAUCUCAUCGAGCCUUUGAAAGCGAUUCACACCGUGGAAACUGAAGCACGACCCCACACAUUGCGACAAACAUCAUCGCUGCGUAUGACCUCUGCCCCUGCUAGUUGGGAUGAGGAAAAAGAAGAGAAACAGAUUUUCGCCAGCAUGCCUUGGUUGAAAAGGAGGAGGAAAAGAGCUGUGCCACGGAACAUUUUUGAAGAAAUGAAAUACCUGGAAGUAAUGAUUGUCGCUGACCACAACACGUUUAAAAGGCAUAAGAAUAAGAAGCAUACCCGCAACUCGGCCAAAUCGGUCGUCAACCUGGUAGACGCUAUUUUUAAAGAACAGCUGAAUACACGUGUGGUAUUGGUUGCCGUGGAGAUUUGGACAGACAGGGACCGGAUUCCACUGAGCGUGAAGCCAUUGGAAAUGUUACGGGAUUUUUCAAAAUAUCGUCAGCAAAACAUCAACAUCAAGGCUGAUGCUGUGCACCUGUUUACGAAUGUGACAUUUCAUUACGGUCGGAGCAGCGUUGCAUACAUCGGCGGCGUGUGUUCCAAAGGAAGAGGAGUUGGGGUCAAUGAGUUUGGCAGCACAUGGACGAUGGCUGCCUCACUCUCUCAAAGCUUAGCACAGAAUCUAGGUAUCCAAUGGGAUCCUGUGAUCAGGAAGAAGGAAUGCGGCUGCAUGGAUUCAUGGGUGGGAUGUAUAAUGGAAGACACUGGAGUGCAACACCCACGCAGGUUUUCCAAAUGCAGCAUCACUGACUACAGGAACUUCCUUCUAAGAGGCGGUGCAUCGUGUCUGUUUAACAAACCCAACAAGCUCUUCGAGGCUACAGAAUGUGGAAAUGGUUAUGUGGAGGUGGGAGAGGAGUGUGACUGUGGGGCUCGAAUGGAUUGCUAUAAAGACUGCUGUAAAAAGUGUUCUUUGUCUAAUGGUGCUCACUGCAGUGAUGGCCCCUGCUGCAACGCCACCUGCCUGUUUGUCCCUCGGGGAUACAGCUGUCGAGAUGCAGUGAAUGAUUGUGACAUAUCAGAGACCUGUUCAGGAGACUCAGGACAGUGCCCCCCUAAUCUUCAUAAACAAGAUGGCUACUCAUGUCAACUCAAUCAGGGUCGCUGUUACAGUGGUGAAUGUAAGACCCGGGACGGUCAGUGCAAAUACGUCUGGGGUUCAAAGGCUGAAGGCUCAGAGAAGCACUGCUAUGAAAAGUUAAACACUGAGGGGAACGAAAAAGGGAAUUGUGGGAAAGAUGGAGACAAAUGGGUCCCAUGCAGCAAGCACGAUGUGUUUUGUGGGUACCUACUGUGUGCCAAUAUUGGGAGAAGCCCAAGGAUUGGAACCCUGAAAGGUGACAUCACUCCAACCACCUUUAACCAUCAGGGAAGACUAGUGGACUGCAGUGGAGGACAUGUGCUGUUAGAUGAUGAUACUGAUUUAGGGUUUGUGGAAGACGGGACUCCAUGUGGCCCCUCUAUGAUGUGCCUUGAGCGGAAAUGUCUACCUAUCUCCUCCCUGAACCUCACAGCUUGCCCGUCUGGCCCGGGCGGCCAAGUCUGCUCCUCUCACGGCGUGUGCAAUAAUGAAGCAACCUGCACCUGCGAUGCUACCUGGGCGGGAACCGACUGCAGCAUGCACGACCCCCCAAAAUUGCCACCUGUCAUCGAGGACCCGGGCCCCAAGGUGAGCGUGGCCACAAACAGGCUGAUAGGGGCAGUGGCAGGGACCAUUCUGGCCCUAGGGGUGAUUUUUGGAGGCACAGGGUGGGGAAUAGAAAAUGUCAAGAAGAGACGAUAUGACCCUAACGCCAGUGCCAUCUAAAGACUUUGAGAACUGCAUCCUUGCCUUGUGUGCCCCUCGGUUCCGUCAGAACCUGCUGGACCGUACCUUCUCCUGCCGCUAACUCCGCUGCCGACGGAGUUGGCGUUACACGAAUAAAAUAAAGAAAGCAAGGGAAGACGAACGAUCGGACACUUUUAGCCAAACCUAGAACUGCUUCUCCGGAACUGACCUUCUUCCUUUGUCCUUGAGCAUCCACGCUGAGCCAUUUGCAACCCAGAUGAAUGACUGAGCCAAUGGUGACAGCGAAGACGAGGCACGACUUCCUGUUUACACUUCACGGACUCCGGUUCCGAUCUCGGCAUGAGCAGCUUAGCUGUGGACCUCGCAUGGGACACCAAUGCAAGAAUAUUGUUAAAUAAUAAUGGAGGAAAGAAGAACGAUUUAUAAACGGUCGCUUAGGUCACAGUUCCAGUAAGUGGGUGAGCACAUUCUUGUGUUUUCAGAGGGGCUGAAUGGGCUUGAUCAUAUCCAAUGAGAGGGACCCAUAUCUUCUUCAGACAAACACUUCAAAGCAUAAAUAAAAAUUUUGUUUGUUCAUUUUA